Effrenium voratum is the source of this 2967-nucleotide messenger RNA. NCBI's taxonomy places the organism in Eukaryota, Dinophyceae, Suessiales, Symbiodiniaceae. The record is from the annotation of a GenBank genome assembly.
AUGCGGUCGCAGGCCUUCUACCUGGCUUCGAAGGAGGCUCCCCAGAAUCCGCAGGUAAAGGCCACCCGCAAGACUGGCCUGGCCAACUGUCGGGUCCUGUCAAGCAAGACUCCUGACGACGUGCUGGUGUCGUUCUUGCGCGACUUGAACAACCGGUUCCACGAGGGAGGACGCAUCAGCUUUCUGGAGCAAGUGGAGGAGGUUCAGCACGUGGAAGAUGCAGGGGCCUUGGCCCAGCUGUCUGUGACAGUUCGUUUGUCAGCGUGGACAGCCUACAUGGAACGGCGGGGCUUCACAAAUCGAAACGUGGAGAAUGUCCGAGACGAGUUUGGCAGAUGGCUCCAGUCAUCCGAAUACAAGGAGAAGUACGGUCCUGAGUCUUACAAGUUUGCGAAGGCGCUGAAGAACAAACUCCGGCACUUCCGCAUCUUCGAGUCUUGGGUGGACUUUUUCAGUCGAGAGGCGGAUUUCCUGUCUCCAGACAUGAGCAAGCCUGAAGUCAUUGUGCGGAACAUGAACACCUUUGGCGCCUGCAUUGAAAUGUUUUCUGGGUCCUAUGCGCCGGAAGAGCUGGGAUAUGUCCUUAUGGAGCUUUCCAAGUUCUGCGCCGCGCCCCCAGUGCCGCUCUACGUCUUCAACCGAGGGAGUGAGUCACAGCUCAUGGCGCAGGCGCAGGAAAAGCUGAACUGCAUCGUGGCCGGCGCCAUCUUUGUGCGCAAGAUUGCCCCUGGCAAGCCUGAGCCUUCUGAAGCGGCUUCAAAGAAGAGGGCGCGCGCGCCCGACUUGGAACCUGCUGAUGCUGAGGCUCGGAAGAACGCGGCUGCAGCUGAUGGAGAGGAGGAGCAAGCUGCAGAUCUUGAGGCUGACAUUGUGAUGCCAAUGACUGGUCUACAGCCCCGCCUCAUCAUUGCCAGCGCCAUCUCCCUUGCGCUGCGGUUCGCCUUUGGCAAUGGCAUCACCAUCAAUAACAAGUUCAUGAAGGUGCGGCCCAUGCUGCAGUCAUUGGCGCGAGGCGCCAUUGCUCAGGAAUCGUCUUCCCUUCCGGGUGGAGGGGUGGAUGACAUUUUCGCCAAGCUGCUGCGAGAGUCCCAAGCGCAGGAGCUGGCUGCUGCUUCCGGGCGUGCGGCUGCGGCUGGCACCGCAUCGUCAGACGGCUGCUCAAAGCCCUCCAACAAGGGUCGCCAGCCUACAGCGUCCGAUGCCAUCACCAGAGCAGUUGCUCACAUUUUGGGCAACGCUGCCAUUGCCCAAGCAUGCGAUGGGUUUGUUGUCUUGAACAAUGACAAGAAGGUUGUGAACCACCCUGCCUUUGCAAAGUUCAUGAACGACUUGCGAGUGACCGUUCUCGGCUGCACCUGUGAUACGUCAGCUUGGGACACUCCUAGCUGCCCUUUCCAUGACGACUCUGACCACACGAUCGCGGAUUACGUGUGGGGCCUCUGCAACUGCCUCAAAUUUAGCGAAGUGGUGCCGACAGCUGUUCCCAUGCUCGGUGCUAGCGCUCUGGUGCAGUUGGAGGUUGAGUACACAGCAUACGCAGCCCGGAAGCAGAAGGCGAUGGAAGCAGGGGAAGAGUUUUCCGAGAAGGAGCCAUGCCCCAUGCAGCUGCUUGGUAAGCCUGCCAAGUUCCUCUUGCGAUCUGUCAAGGGAUCAGACGGCAAGGACAAGUACGUUCUCAAUGAGCAUCUUGUGACUUCAAUGGUGACCUGCAGGGCAUCCUACUUGCUUGAGGCCGCGAGGAACAUGAUCAAGAGAACGCACGGGUCAAGGCCAGACGCUUUGAUCCGAUUCACUGAUUGCAAGGCAGAGGCCUUGGACAUCACAUUGGAUGCGCUGCGCAGCGGCGAUACUGCGAUAGUGGAGUACAUCAUGGAAGCUGAGGGCGCUUUUCACUUGGGCCCGCAUGGGGCAAGUGAUGAUCGGUGCGAGGAGUGGGCAGCCGCAUGGACCAAGGUGCUUACCAUGGUGACACGCAAAGUCAGCCAAACAAUGGAGGGCAAUGAGAAGCCACAAAUCAGCCUCAACAUGUUCCCAGAGGCAGUGAAGAUAUUUGGCCAGGGUGUGAAAGGUUUGGCUGCUGCAGGAGCGGGGCAUGUGAAGGAGGAAGAGUCAAAGGCUGCCGCGAGUGAUGUGGUUGACAUUACUGCAAACAGCCAGCCUUCAUUCGCGGAUAUCUACAGCCUGUGCGAUGUCAAGCCCGAUGCUGCUGCGGCGGACCCGGCCCUAGCAGCUACAGCUGUAUCUGGCUCUGGCAAAAUGCGUGUCAUCGACAUCAUGCAUAUUCAGAGGCAGAUCGAGAACUUCUUCUUGGCAAAAGUUGCGUGCGGCACUCAGGCCGGCCCAACAUGGCUGUUGGAGCUGCUGCAGGCAGACACGAAGGGAACGUUGACGGUUUUGGCGGUGGACAAGCUGUUCAACCAACAUGAGAGUGGCGCACUUGAGAGAAUGCUCCACCCCGAUGCUGCGAGUGAACGGCGACUGCACGUGUGCGGGUCAGUCACCACCGAAGCGUCGUGGAAGAACUUCAAGGUCGCGGAUGCAGUCUUCCCCAACGGGCUUGUCAUAUCCUACUACAUGCAUGGCGAUGGCUGGAACAAGCAGACCUCGCUCUUGCCACACCCGUUCUGGAUGAUGAAGAAUGGGUUUGAGGCGCAGAAGGCAUGCUGUUUGUCCAGCACGGAGACCAUCAGCAAGACAUUCCAAGACACGUGCCUUGGACCUGGGACUCCUGGACCCACAAGGAAGGAUAGAAAUGUUAGUCCCGCAGUCUGGUUGUUUGACAUAUUCAUUCAUUGCCAAAUUAACAUGACGUGGCCUCAUAGCCGCCCUUGUUGUGGAGAGCCCCCCUCCGCACACAAACGGAGGAGUGGCCCGCCAGAGGGUGGGGGGUGGGGGCCCGGGUGGGGGGGCCCGGUGGGGGUGUGGAGGGUGCCCCUCCCAGCUGUCCAAGGCAAGGCGCCGACGUGA